AUGCAGCUGACGGGGGUUGUGCAGCAGCAGCAGCAGCAGCAGCAGCAGCGGCAGCAGCAGCAGCAGAAGCAGCAGCAGCAGCAGCAGCAGCAACUUCAUGCCUUCAUUAGAAGUCUCUCAACAGACUGCCGCCUAAAGGCCCAGCAAAGAAACAAAGCAGCAGCAGCAGCAGCAGCAGCAACAGCAGCAGCAGCAGCAACAGCAGCAGCAGCAGCAACAGCAGCAGCAGCAGCAGCAGCAGCAGCAGUUUGA
Messenger RNA from Eimeria mitis, 252 nucleotides. RefSeq lists its product as uncharacterized. The transcript has a single exon. Bases 1 to 252 code for a protein of 83 amino acids. Lineage: Eukaryota; Apicomplexa; Conoidasida; Eucoccidiorida; Eimeriidae. The record is from RefSeq and is a predicted model, not a curated record.